AAGGACAUUUAUUUCGUGGGUCUGUGUCUGUCGAAGACUGGUUGAGGGUGUGAUUGAGAGGGAGUGUGUAACGGGCAGUGUGAGAUUUGGCUCCACUGAGGUUUGCAGCUUGCGGUGCUUGUUAGCCUGGACAGUAACAACUUGCUGAAAAGACCAUACAGAACGGAGCACAGACAGGGAAAGGGGCACAAGGAAUGAAAGGAGCAUAAAGGGAGCAGAAAAAAGGAGCAAAGGCACGACAGAGUAAACGCCGCAGACACGAGAGUGACAGACGACAGAGACUGGCAGAGAACGAGGAAGAGAAAAAGGGGGAGAAAGAGACCAGUUGUUUGGAGUAGAUAGUACACCAGACACCGACAGAGGGAAAGCUUGCAGACUGGUGCUGGCAUGGCAGACGCAGAUUUGGACUUCCAGACCGGCGAUGCUGGGGCAUCUGCCACUUUCCCCAUGCAGUGCUCUGCCCUGCGCAAGAACGGCUUUGUCGUGUUGAAAGGUCGGCCCUGCAAGAUUGUCGAAAUGUCCACCUCCAAGACUGGCAAGCACGGACACGCCAAGGUCCAUAUGGUCGGUAUAGACAUCUUCUCUGGGAGGAAGUAUGAAGACAUCUGUCCCUCUACUCACAACAUGGAUGUUCCAAACAUCAAGAGAAUGGACUACCAGUUGAUCGGAAUACAGGACGGGUACCUGUCUCUCCUCCAGGACAGUGGGGAUGUGCGGGAGGACCUCAAGAUGCCUGAAGGAGACCUGGGAAAGGAGAUUGAUGCAAAGUAUGAUGCUGGAGAGGAGAUCCUGAUUACUGUUGUAUCUGCGAUGAAUGAGGAAUGUGCAGUUGCUGUCAAAGCCAUGGCUAAGUAAAGUACUGCAGGGGUUGCAAGAUGUGUUGGACCUGAAAAAGGAAAGAAUACGACCUCAACAUUGCUAUUCUUCCUCUUUCUUCUUUUUCUUCAAAUCAGCCGGUCCUUCUUUCUUUCUGUACUUUCUGGCCCUUCUUUGGGUUAAGUUAGAAAUUUAAAUUUAAUAAAUAACAGGAAAUUAAAUACAAAGGAAAAAGUCUUUAUAUAUACAUGCAAGGUAAUGGUACAUGCUAAUAUCAGUAAAUAAAGAUUUAACAGAAAAAUA
This is a messenger RNA of Anguilla rostrata (American eel), 1119 nucleotides long. RefSeq names its product eukaryotic translation initiation factor 5A-1. The transcript has 6 exons. Gene Ontology annotation, biological process: positive regulation of translational termination; positive regulation of translational elongation; translational elongation. Bases 388 to 855 code for a protein of 155 amino acids. The record is from RefSeq and is a predicted model, not a curated record. Lineage: Eukaryota; Metazoa; Chordata; Actinopteri; Anguilliformes; Anguillidae. Gene Ontology annotation, molecular function: ribosome binding; RNA binding; translation elongation factor activity.